This is a messenger RNA of Ectocarpus siliculosus, 793 nucleotides long. NCBI's taxonomy places the organism in Eukaryota, Phaeophyceae, Ectocarpales, Ectocarpaceae. The record is from the annotation of a GenBank genome assembly.
CACGCUAGCAGCCAGAUGCACCCACGCAUCUGUGGCAGCCGAAUAGUCGAGAAGCGUCUCUCUUGCCCUCUCUCUGCUUCUUUCCUGUCCCUGUCCCUUUCUCAACUUGCAGUCGUAUCAUACGUAAGAAAACAGCCUACAUAUGCAGCGUCUCCUCUCACAACGACAGCGGCACCCCCGGUGGCCUCGACGCCCCCUCAACGACCUGCACAAGGCCGUGGAGCGUGGCGACACCGAGCGCGCGGUAGCCCUGCUGUCGAGCAAGAAGUUCAAUGUCGAUGAAGGUGGUGGCUCGAUGGGCGUGACCCCGCUCAUGAUUGCCAUCUUCAAGGGCAACCUGCGCAUGGUCAAGAUCCUUCUCGACGAAGGUUGCAACUUGUCGAUAACCAACGAUGACGGGGCUGGUCCUCUCCACCUCUCGGCUCAGGGGGGGAAGUUGAGUAUAACGCGUUUACUGGCAGAAAGGGGCGCAGAGAUAGAGGCGUCGACUUGGAUGAGCGCGACACCGCUUCACGUCGCUUCGGACGAAGGACACUCGGAGGUGGUGAGAGCACUGUGCGAGGCAGGCGCGGACGUCCACACCAGAAAAGCGGACAGGUCAACACCGCUCAUCUCUGCGGCGAUAAGAGGACACGCGAACUCGACCAGGGAGCUUCUGCCCGCGAAAGCAAACCCGCUGCUGGUUAAGCCUAAUGCUGUAGGUAAGAAUUUCACUCCGCUGGAUGCGGCAGCACUGCACGGGCGGGCGGAGGUGGUGCGCGAGCUGAUAAAGCAGGUCGGCAUCAGAGACUGA